Manis javanica (Malayan pangolin) is the source of this 1747-nucleotide messenger RNA. It is a transcript of the gene NXPH4, whose product is annotated as neurexophilin 4. The record is from RefSeq and is a predicted model, not a curated record. Gene Ontology annotation, molecular function: signaling receptor binding. Lineage: Eukaryota; Metazoa; Chordata; Mammalia; Pholidota; Manidae.
CUCCGCUCCGCUCCCCAGUCCGAGGGCCGCGCCGCCCGCUCCCGCCGCUCCGCCAGCCGCCCCGCGGCGCGCCAGCCCGGGGCCCUCGCCCCUAGGCCCGGCUCUGGCCUGACCCGGGACUCGCCCUGCCAGCCCCGCUCGGCCUCCCGGGAAGAUGCGGCUGCACCCGGAAUGGCUUCUCUUGCUCUUUGGCCCUUGGCUUCUAAGGAAGGAGGUCAGCGCCCAGGUACCAGAGUCCGGGAGGCCGCAGUACCUGGAGCUGCGUCCCGCCGCGGCCGGAGGGGGCACUCCCGGCCACCAGCUUCCAGCGCCGAAAUCUUCCCAAGGCCUGGGCACCACCGGCUCCUGGAGCUGGGCCUGGCCCUCUAACCACACGGGGGCUCUGUCCCGGGCGGGGGCGGCUGGGACGUUGCCCGCGCAGCGCGCCAAGAGAAAGCCGUCUAUCAAAGCGGCCCGCUCCAAAAAGAUCUUCGGCUGGGGGGAUUUCUACUUUCGGGUGCACACCCUCAAGUUCUCGCUGCUGGUGACGGGCAAGAUCGUGGAUCACGUGAACGGUACCUUCAGCGUGUACUUCCGCCACAACUCGUCCAGUCUGGGUAAUCUCAGCGUCAGUAUAGUGCCGCCCUCUAAGCGUGUGGAGUUCGGGGGCGUCUGGCUGCCGGGGCCCGCGCCCCACCCUCUGCAGUCUACGCUGGCUCUGGAAGGAGUGCUCCCUGGGCUGGCGCCCCCGCUGGGGAUUGCGGCCUCGGGUCCAGGGCUAGGGGGCACCCUCGGGGGCUCGCUGGCAGGCCCAUUCGGGGGCGCGCUGGGAGUGCCCGGGGCCAAAGAGUCGCGCGCUUUCAAUUGCCAUGUGGAGUAUGAGAAGACAAACCGCGCGCGCAAGCACCGCCCGUGCCUAUACGACCCGUCGCAGGUGUGCUUCACGGAGCACACGCAGAGCCAGGCCGCCUGGCUCUGUGCCAAGCCCUUCAAAGUCAUUUGCAUUUUCGUCUCCUUCCUCAGCUUUGAUUACAAACUGGUGCAGAAGGUGUGCCCAGACUAUAACUUUCAGAGCGAGCACCCCUACUUUGGAUAGUGCGCCCCGCCCUCUCCCGGGCCCAGAGCUUCCCACCAAAUCCCGGCCUUCCCAAGUACUCCUUCCCGUGCCCCGUAGCUCCUGCGGCCGCGUCCACCCCUCUGGAGGUGGAGACCAACUCUCUCGGGGACCAUCAGCCAUCAGCCAGCGUGGUUCCCUCUUCCUUAUGGCGAGUGCCCCCGAAGAGGCUGGGGAUAGCCCUGUCCGCUACAUGCCAAAGUGGAGAGGCAAGAGCACAGCCCUAGAAUAGGCGGAGCUUAGAGGCUGUCCCAGCGUGCCCUACGUCCCCACCGAGUCCCUUUUACUCCCUGGCGCUGGGCUGGACAUUCCCUUUGCCGCAGCUGUAAACUGACCUGGCUUUUCAUCCCACCCCUACUUUCUUACCCCCAGGCGCUUGCCCUCCUGCUCCACGCAGUCUCCAGGUAUAUAAACCACGGCCUAUCCCUAACCUUUCUGCCUGCGGUAUGCCUGUCUCCCUUUCCCCAAUCCCCAAUUGGGGUAGCGGAAGCAGAACACCUGGGCGUAGGCGAUCGCCUCCGGCCCCUGCCUCUACCCGCCUCCCUCCUGUCCCUACAGUCCUGUUGCGCCUGCCCCUUUCUUGCAUCCUCUCGGUGAUAUUUUUUCUACGCCAAAACAGACGCAAAAGGAAACAAAAUAAAGUGAAAUCCAAUA